Messenger RNA from Sabethes cyaneus, 1558 nucleotides. RefSeq names its product POC1 centriolar protein homolog (gene Poc1). The transcript has 4 exons. Gene Ontology annotation, molecular function: protein binding. Lineage: Eukaryota; Metazoa; Arthropoda; Insecta; Diptera; Culicidae. Gene Ontology annotation, biological process: cilium assembly. The record is from RefSeq and is a predicted model, not a curated record. The coding region runs from base 64 to 1389 and encodes 441 amino acids. Gene Ontology annotation, cellular component: ciliary basal body; centriole.
AACCUAUUUGUAAAAGUUAAUCCACAAGUACUAACUUCGUGUUUAAUCAAAACCCGAAGUAAAAUGUCCGAUCCUGUGCUUAUUCGACAUUUGAAAGGCCACCGAGGCAAAGUAACCGGUAUUGCGUUUCACCCGGAAGGAAAUCGUUUUGUAACAAGUUCAGUUGACAGUACAGCUAUUGUAUGGAAUAUGAAUGAACAAAUCCGUUGUAUGCGUUUUGCGGCCCAUACGGAUGUAAUUAAUGAUGUCGCUUGGUCCCCGGAUGGACGUAUUGUUGCUUCUGCUUCCAAGGACCGAACCAUCAAAAUCUGGGUACCGUCACUGAUGGGCAAUUGUGAUGAAUUUCGUGCACACACUUCCAACAUACGGUCGGUAGACUUUGAUUCAAAGGGCAAAAAGCUGAUCACCGCUUCCGACGACAAAACAGUAAAACUGUGGCGCGUAUCACGCAAACAUUUCGUGUCCUCAUUUACAGGGCACACAAAUUGGGUGCGGUGUGCACGAUUUUCCCCUGAUAAUAAAUUAAUUGCUUCUUGUGGGGAUGAUAAAACGCUAAAGUUAUUCGAUCCGGCCUCCGGCAAUUGUAUCCACACUUUCGUCGAUCAGAAAGGAGCCGGAAAUAAAGUAGCAUGGCAUCCGGAUGGAUCACUGGUAGCAAUUGCCCUGGAUAAUGCUCGGGUAAAGAUUUUUGACAUAAAAAUUCGGAAACUGAUCCAGUACUACCGGAUAUUUGAUGGACCUGUGAAUUCAUUGGACUUCCAUUCUUCGGGAACAUAUUUGAUCACUGGAAGUGACGACGGAGCUGUAAAAAUAAUUGAUUUGCUGGAAGGUCGGCAUAUCUACACUCUUACAGGACAUACAGGACCAGUGACCGCUGUAAAAUUCGCUAAAGAUGGUCACACAUUUGCUACCGGAAGUGACGAUAGACAUAUCAUGCUUUGGAGGGCUAAUUUUACUGGGGAAUCCUCGGAUAACUCUUUAUAUACAUCUGAGAGCAGCGACGUUCAGCAAGAACAAACGCAGAAACACUGUAGACAGUCGGUUCCAUAUUGCAAGAAACUCAGUUACGACGAUUAUCGUGAAACUGAUGACGAUGACGAACUACAAUUUGGCAACAAAGAGAAUUAUCCAGACACGAGCGUUCUGGUAGAUGCUCGCAAAACAGAAAAUUUCCAGCUCACAGAUGCCGUGGAGGAAAUUGUAAUAAGACUAAGCAGCGCACCUCAUCAACGUUGCUUGUCGGAAUCCUGUAUAAAACCCGACGAAUGGAUUGGAAGCAAUAAUUUUGAGAAGCAUGUCCUCUGUAAGCUGGGAGUAAUUGAAAUGGCCAUGCUGAGUCUUGAGCGAAGGGUAUCAAUGAUUGAAGAUGUUGUACUGAAUCGAAGUUAGGACAAAACAUUACAUUUUCAAGCCAAUUUUGUACAUACUUUCAUGUUAACCAUCCGAACUGCUUUUAUCUACAUAUUUGAGACACUGAUUAGUUUACGGCUUUAUUUAAUUAAUGAAUUAAAAACGUGUACUAUUACAAAUAGUUAUGCUUAUUUACCUUAUGCUAGAA